This is a messenger RNA of Pygocentrus nattereri (red-bellied piranha), 2687 nucleotides long. It is a transcript of the gene c1galt1la, whose product is annotated as core 1 synthase, glycoprotein-N-acetylgalactosamine 3-beta-galactosyltransferase, 1a. The record is from RefSeq and is a predicted model, not a curated record. The transcript is spliced from 4 exons. NCBI's taxonomy places the organism in Eukaryota, Metazoa, Chordata, Actinopteri, Characiformes, Serrasalmidae. Gene Ontology annotation, molecular function: N-acetylgalactosaminide beta-1,3-galactosyltransferase activity. Gene Ontology annotation, cellular component: membrane. The coding region runs from base 549 to 1766 and encodes 405 amino acids.
CUUGCAUUUUAAGUGUGUAAUACAGACCAUUUUUCUAUGAGUUGCAUGAGUCACAGUUCUGUGUGAGGCUCAGUUCUGGCCAUACAACUGCUUGCAUAGAGAAUGAUUUAUGAUCUCUAUGAAAUCAUUUAAUCCUGAGGAAACUUAAACAGAAACAUGGAAAUAAGUAUGUGAAUUAGAAGUGAGUUCUAGUGUGUUCACAAUUAAUGCUCGAAAUCCAGCACACAUACAAAGAGCAAAAUGAAAUGAUUGGCCGAUUCAAAAAUGGCAACAAACCAUCAUUGGACCUUGUAUCACCUGUUGUUUGUGCAUGUGCUUUCUGUAAAUUUAGUCUUAGCACACAGUCAGCAUGGGUGUUUGGGUGUGGACAGUGUUGAUCUGGCUCCAUGCUAUAGGCUGCUUUUGUUUGAGAACGCCAACAAACUAUUGUUAGAGACACGCUGCUCAAAAAGCAAGCUUGUAUCCUACAGUAGUGGUGCAGUAUCUAGAGCGACUUUCAGAUGAUAAAGCCCCUCACUGUGACAAGCAGAAAAGACUGAAGAGGUGCCAUGAAGGUGCUGAAUUCCAGAUCUGCCUUCUACCUGGGCUUCCUAGUAGGUUCCUGCACGCUCUACUUCUUCCAGAGGCAGGUGUGGUUUGAGCAGAGCUUCGGCCUGUGGCGCAGUGGCCAGCGGGAUGAUGCUGUGUUGACGACUGAUGACCCCAACUGGAAGGUAGAGGGUUCUGCGCUCAUCAACCUGAAUCACCCUCAUCUUACAGGGGAAGACAGUCGUGUUGCAGAUGAGCUCUAUAAAAAGGUGCGUAUCCUGUGCUGGGUUAUGACGGGGCCCAGCAACCUACAGUCGAAGGCCCGUCAUGUGAAAGCUACAUGGAGUCGACAUUGCAACACUGUACUCUUCAUGAGUUCAGUGGAGGACCGUAGCUUCCCCACCGUUGGCCUUGACACGGGAGAAGGCCGCGACCAGCUUUAUUGGAAGACCAUCCGUGCCUUCCACUAUGCUCUGAAGAACCACGGGGAGGAUGCAGACUGGUUCCUGAAAGCUGAUGAUGACACAUUUGUAGUAGUGGACAACCUGCGCUGGAUCCUGUCCAAUCACUCCUCUGAAGAGCCGAUCUACUUUGGCAAGCGCUUCAAGCCCUAUGCCAAGCAGGGCUACAUGAGUGGAGGAGCAGGUUAUGUGCUCAGUAAAGAAGCACUGCGGAGGUUUGUGAAGGGGUUUAGCACCAAAGUGUGCACUCACACUACCUCGGUGGAGGAUCUGGCCAUGGGUCAGUGUCUGGAGAAAAUGGGCGUGCUGGCAGGAGACUCUAGGGACACGUUUCACCGUGAAACAUUUCACCCGUUCGUUCCUGAGCACCAUCUUGUUGGCAAGUUCUCUAAAAGCUUCUGGUACUGGAACUACUGCUACUAUCCUAUUGUAGAGGGCCCACAGUGCUGCUCUGAUCUCGCUGUGUCCUUUCAUUAUGUGGACGCUGAGCUGAUGUACACUCUAGAGUACUACACCUACCAUCUGCGGCCGUACGGCUACCAGCACCGCUACAGACCUCCAGUACCAUCCAUCCUCAACAUAGCAGCCCAGACUGAGAGGACAGUGAUGGCCACUGUGAAAGUCUCUCAGCCAGUAGCAGAGGAACCAAAUGCAUCCAAAAAUCAGGCCAAUCAAGAAUUAGAUGGACAUACAGAAACGCACACAGUGGCAAAAGCAGCUCCAGAGAGAAAGCCAGCAGACAACGGCACUGCCCCGAUGCAGGAGAGCCAAGGCUAGCCUGCAAGAGGCUAUGAUUGUGUUGUACAUGGGCAACAGGAAAUGUAUGCACAGACAAUAUACUGAAAAUAGCAUUGUUAGAGAGACCUUAGCCAUCUAUUAGCAUUGUCAUAUCAACACUCAUUGUCUCUGUGACAAUGAGUUUAUAUUGUGUUCUUCCUGUGGUUCAUUCACCUCUUUUCACUGCAUUUGUGUUUGCUAUGCUGGUUCAGGGAGAGCAAAGCUACUCAUGAAAUAUACUGUGUAGAUGAUGAUGUAUAAUGUAGCUGGAGAUACUGGAUUCUCCUACACUGCAGCAAGAUUUACAGCAAAAAACUAAAAUAUUUUCGUAUUGAGAAAUUGGAAACUGCUGAUGGUGGAAACUGACCAUACGGUUGGUGAAUAAAAUAUUUUUGAAGUUAAAGUCAUCUCAUUGGGCACCAAAUUUCAGCUACAGGGGGUGUCCAAAAUAAUGGCAAGGUAUUAAAUGAAAUACGUAAACUCAUUCGUCAUUUUCUCUGGGACAGCUACCAUAUAGGUGCGCUUUGUAUGUGCACGAUUACCAGCACAGCUCACAUUAACGUGCUACAAAUAUCUGGUAUGCAGUGGUUUUAUGGUGGUUCUUAUGGUAGAGGGUGGCUGGUAAACUGUCCAGCAAAAGAUGGGUCUGUAAUUUUAAACUUAAAAGUGCAUCUACAGUAUUUAGUUUGUGUUGUCUUGCCACAGUGGAAGGAUGGACAGAAACAGCUGUGGAUUUUUCCAAUCUGAAUAGUGCAGCUUGAUGUUCUCCUUUCUAUCAAAGAUAAAAACUUAUUCUCUUUAUCUGAUGGGGACAGUUUUGGUGGUCUAUCAGGUCUUUGCACACUCCUCACAUAUUUUUCUUUGAUUUUCUUUCCCUUCCAAGUGGAUUAUCUUCUCUCUAAUCUCCUCAGAAACAUCUGA